AUGAUCACACGAGUAGCCAUGAUGUUUGAUCAAGCGUCGUCGGAUACGGCCAACUCACCCAGAAAUGCAGUUAUUGCCAAUGAAGCCUUCUACAACACAAUCCAAGACGUCACCCUGCCUGAUCUUGAUGAAAUCAAAGGUUCCACAAUACCAGGAAAUGAACACGUAGUCUUUGCAGAACUUACACAGAAGUACGAAGAACGUUUUAUGCGCAGCAUGAGAUAUCUAAGUCUAGACGAGGUGACGCAGGUCACUGAAUACGACCCAAGUAUCGUGGAAUACGUUGAGGAGAUUGUCGCAAAUGAAUUCGCCUAG
Messenger RNA from Aspergillus pseudonomiae, 315 nucleotides. RefSeq lists its product as uncharacterized. The transcript has a single exon. The record is from RefSeq and is a predicted model, not a curated record. Lineage: Eukaryota; Fungi; Ascomycota; Eurotiomycetes; Eurotiales; Aspergillaceae. Bases 1 to 315 code for a protein of 104 amino acids.